This is a messenger RNA of Chionomys nivalis (European snow vole), 7412 nucleotides long. It is a transcript of the gene Klb, whose product is annotated as klotho beta. The record is from RefSeq and is a predicted model, not a curated record. Bases 22 to 3159 code for a protein of 1045 amino acids. Lineage: Eukaryota; Metazoa; Chordata; Mammalia; Rodentia; Cricetidae. Gene Ontology annotation, molecular function: fibroblast growth factor binding; fibroblast growth factor receptor binding; hydrolase activity, hydrolyzing O-glycosyl compounds. Gene Ontology annotation, biological process: carbohydrate metabolic process; fibroblast growth factor receptor signaling pathway. The transcript is spliced from 5 exons.
CAGUCCAGCAGUUAGUGGCAAAUGAAGGCAGGCUGUGCAGCGGGGUCUCCAGGGAAUGAAUGGAUUUUCUUCAGCUCUGAUGAAAGAAACAUACGCUCUAGGAAAACAAUGUCCAACAGGGCACUGCGAAGAUCUGUCGUGCUGUCAGCGUUUGUUCUGCUGCGAGCUGUUACCGGAUUCUCUGGAGACGGGAGAGCGCUAUGGGAUAAAAAGCAUUAUGUGAGUCCGGUCAAUGCAAGUCAGCUGUUUCUCUAUGACACUUUCCCUAAAAACUUUUUCUGGGGUGUCGGGACUGGAGCAUUUCAAGUGGAAGGGAGUCGGCAGACAGACGGGCGAGGACCCUCGAUCUGGGAUCGUUUCAUCUACACGCACCUGAGAGAUGUCAACAUCACAGCCAAAUCCACCGACAGUUACGUGUUUCUGGAAAAAGACUUGUUGGCUCUGGAAUUUUUAGGAGUUUCUUUUUAUCAGUUCUCAAUCUCCUGGCCACGAUUGUUCCCCAAUGGAACAGUAGCAGCCGUGAACGCAAAAGGUCUCCAGUAUUACAACGCGCUUCUGGACUCGCUGAUACUCAGGAAUAUGGAGCCCAUCGUUACCUUAUACCAUUGGGAUUUGCCUUUGACACUACAGGAGGAAUAUGGGGGCUGGAAAAACGCAACUCUGAUAGAUCUCUUCAAUGAUUAUGCCACAUACUGCUUCCAGACCUUCGGGGACCGUGUCAAAUACUGGAUUACAAUUCACAACCCUUACCUCGUUGCUUGGCAUGGGUUUGGCACAGGUAUGCACGCGCCAGGAGAGAAGGGAAAUUUAACAGCUGUCUACACUGUGGGACACAACCUGAUCAAGGCUCAUGCGAAGGCGUGGCAUAGCUACGACGAAAACUUCCGCCCCCAUCAGAAGGGCUGGCUGUCCAUUACCUUGGGGUCCCACUGGAUGGAACCAAACCGAACAGAAAACAUGGAGGAUGUACUCAACUGCCAGCACUCCAUGGCUUCCGUGCUGGGAUGGUUCGCCAACCCCAUCCACGGGGACGGCGACUACCCUGAGUACAUGAGGACGAUGGUCGGCAUGCCCGUGCUCUCUGAGGCAGAGAAGGAGGAGGUGAGGGGCACGGCUGACUUCUUUGCCUUUUCUUUCGGGCCUAACAAUUUCAGGCCCUCGAACAUGGUGAACGCAGUGAAAAUGGGACAAAACGUGUCGCUCAACUUAAGACAGGUGCUGAACUGGAUUAAGCUAGAAUAUGACAACCCUCGGAUCUUGAUUUCAGAGAAUGGCUGGUUCACAGAUAGUUAUAUAAAGACAGAGGACACCACAGCCAUCUACAUGAUGAAGAAUUUCCUCAACCAGGUUCUUCAAGCCCUGAAGUUCGAUGACAUUCAAGUGUUUGGCUACACGGCCUGGUCCCUCCUGGAUGGCUUUGAAUGGCAGGAUGCCUACACUACUCGCCGAGGGCUGUUUUAUGUGGACUUUAAUAGUGAGCAGAAAGAAAGGAGGCCCAAGUCCUCGGCGCAUUACUACAGACAGAUCAUACGAGACAACGGUUUCCCUUUGAAAGAGUCCGUGCCAGACAUGCGGGGGCAGUUUCCCUGUGACUUCUCCUGGGGAGUCACUGAGUCUGUUCUUAAGCCAGAGUUUAUGGUUUCCUCCCCCCAGUUUACCGACCCUCACCUGUAUGUGUGGAAUGCCACGGGUAACAGACUGCUACAUCGCGUGGAAGGAGUAAGGCUAAAAACAAGACCAUCCCAGUGCACAGAUUAUGUGAGCAUCAAAAAGCGAGUGGAGAUGUUGGCCAAAAUGAAAGUCACCCACUACCAGUUUGCUCUGGACUGGGCCUCUGUCCUUCCCACUGGCAACCUGUCUGAAGUUAAUAGACAAGUGCUGAGGUACUAUAGGUGUGUGGUGAGCGAAGGACUGAAGCUGGGUGUCUCCCCCAUGGUGACGUUGUACCACCCCACCCACUCCCAUCUAGGCCUUCCAGAGCCACUCCGGAGCAGUGGGGGUUGGCUAAACACAUACACUGCCAAGGCCUUCCAGGACUAUGCGGGGCUGUGCUUCCGGGAACUGGGAGACUUGGUGAAGCUCUGGAUCACCAUCAACGAGCCUAAUAGGCUGAGUGACAUGUACAACCGCACGAGUAAUGACACCUACCGUGCAGCCCACAACCUGAUGAUCGCCCAUGCCCAGGUCUGGCGCCUCUACGACAGGCAGUAUAGGCCGGUCCAGCGUGGGGCUGUGUCGCUGUCUCUACAUUCUGACUGGGCCGAACCUGCCAACCCCUAUGUGGACUCACACUGGAAGGCAGCCGAGCGCUUCCUCCAGUUUGAGAUCGCCUGGUUCGCAGAUCCGCUCUUCAAGACUGGGGACUACCCAUUGGCCAUGAAGGAGUACAUCGCCUCCAAGAACCAGCGAGGGCUGUCCAGCUCAGUCCUGCCGCGCUUCACCCCGGAGGAGAGCAGACUGGUGAAGGGCACCAUUGACUUCUAUGCGCUGAACCACUUCACUACUAGGUUCGUGAUACAUAAGCAGCUGAACAGUAGCCGCUCUGUUGCGGACAGGGACGUCCAGUUCCUGCAGGACAUCACCCGCCUCAGCUCGCCCAGUCGCCUGGCUGUAACACCCUGGGGAGCUCGCAAGCUGCUUGGGUGGAUCCGGAGGAACUACGGGGACAAGGAUAUCUACAUCACAGCCAAUGGCAUCGAUGACCUGGCUCUGGAGAAUGAUCGGAUCCGAAAGUACUACUUGGAGAAAUAUGUCCAGGAGGCUCUGAAAGCCUACCUCAUUGACAAGGUCAAUAUCAAAGGCUAUUAUGCAUUCAAACUGACAGAAGAGAAAUCUAAGCCGAGAUUUGGAUUUUUCACAUCUGACUUCAAAGCUAAAUCCUCUGUAGAGUUUUACAGCAAGCUGAUCAGCAGCAGUGGCUUUCCUUCUGAGAUCAGUAGGCCUGCAUGUGGUCAGCCAGCAGAAGACACCGAGUGCACCAUCUGCUCAUUUUUCACUCAGAAGAAACCACUGAUCUUCUUUGGUUGUUGCUUCAUCGCCACUCUGGCUCUACUAUUGUCAAUCACCAUUUUUCAUCAUCGAAAGAGAAGAAAAUUUCGGAAAGCAAAGAACUUAGAAAAUAUACCAUUGAAGAAAGGCCAGAGUAGAGUUCUUAGCUAAACUAUCAUUUCUGACAUGGUUUAAAGAUUCACUCCAGUUCCAAAUACUGGUAACUUACAAUGUGAGAGACAGCUGUAACCAAGGUGAUGACAAUCUAUGUCUUUGCAGUGUGGUUCAAAUCCUUCCCUUCGGUAUUGACAAUCAAUCAGUGAAUGGAGUUCUUAGAGCUGAAGGCUUCAUCUUGACAGGAAUUCUGGGGAUGACCAUAAACAUGGCUAACAUGGCUUUAGGAAGUUUGAAGCAUGUUUCACAUCAUUUUUCUCUAGCUCUUUUGUAAAUAGCAAUCACUGCUCAUGGUAAAGAAAUUAAUUUUAAGCGAAGUUCUGUUGUUUUAGACUUCAUAGUUUCAAACCAUUUUGCUGUUAUUGUUUUUUGAGACAGUGUCUAUUAUGUAGCUCUGGCUGUUCUGGAAUUUACAAAGAUCCACCUGCUUUAGCCUUCUGAGUGCUGGGAUUAACCACACCCAGCUAAGAGUAUUCUUUAAACUGGACAGUUAGUGACAGAUGUUGUCACUUCUAACAAGGUGCUCUUGUUUAAAUGAGGUAGUCCACAACAGAAUUUUAUUUUAUUUUAUUUUUUGGCUUUUCGAGACAGGGUUUCUCUGUGGUUUUGGUUCCUGUCCCAGAACUAGUUCUUGUAGACCAGGCUGGCCUCGAACUCUCAGAGACCCGCCUGCCUCUGCCUCCCAAGUACUGGGAUUAAAGGCGUGCGUCACCACCGCCCUGCGUCACAACAGAAUUUUACAUGAUGCUCGUCCAUAGGCAGUUAAAGCAUAUGAUUUAAAACAUACAAAUCUUAGCUUUUCUGUUUCUUUUGUUUAUUUGUUUUUAAAGAAAAACCAGGCAUUUCUUAAACGUCUGAUUUUGUUAGCUCUCUCUUCCUGAACUUCUGUUUUGGUAGGGGGAUUUGGGGGAGAAGGUUCAAAACAGGGUAUUUUUUUUGUAGCUCUGACUGUCCUGAAACUCGGUCUGUAGACAAGGAUGGCCUUGAACUCAGAGAUCCAUCUGCCUCUGCCUCCAGAGUGCUGGAACUAAAGGCAUGCCCACCAUAUCCAGGUUGGAGUUCUGAUUUUAAAAGUAGCUUCCACAACUCAUGUCUUGGAAAGAUCACAGGAUGGACAACUAGACCAAGUGAAGAUGACGUUCACUUAGCCUUACAGCACAGCAAUUUCCAUUUUAAAAUAAACUGGCAUUACCCCUAUUGCCCUGGAGGCAAGACGAUCUGGCACACUUAGGAAUGUUAAAAGGAUGUAGAUUUUACUGAGUAAAGGGCAAAGUCCUUACCAUUAUUCCUAGAGCUUCAUAACUUCUCAUGCACUUAGGUACAGAACACAACCAGGGUAUCUGGACUGACAAAUCCAGCAUGUCAGUUUGAAUAAUUCUAUUUUACCUUUUAAGGCUAGCACUAAGUAUAUCUCAAUUUGGAUAUUUUUGUAUUUGAUCACAAACACUAGGGAUAAUUUGAAUGCGUACCCAUUCAUACCCACUAUUUCAAGUCAAUAUAUAACCAUGUUACCUAGUCACUGUUAACUCUCUCCAGGAAUUUAGACUUAGGAGUAAAUAGAAGUAGCUCUUCCAAAAAGAGACUUAGUAACAAAGCAUCCUAAAUGGUAAGGUGAUUUUAAUUGUCUUUCAGAUCUACCUAUUGUUAGGAUGUCAAGACAUAAUUAGGGCCUUUUCCCCACCCUGUAGACAGGUGUUUCUAUCCCUGGCCAUCUUAGAACUCUCUCUGUAGACCAGACUGUCUCAAACUCAGAUUCAUCUGCCUUUGCCUCCUAAAUGCUAGGAUUAAAGGCAUGCGCCACCACCGCCCAGCCACAACUGUAAUUCUUAUAAUCAUUUUCGAUCGCGUGUGCCAAAGCGAUGAGAAAUAAAGCUGCUACUGGACUAGCCGAAUCUAAGAGCAGAUGUCCGCUUUCUCCUUCUGGUUCCCACCCCCACCCCCUGCCAAUUUGAGGUUUUUCCUUUUUAAUAUGUGUACGGGUGUUUUGCCUCAUGCAUGUGUGCCCCACUUGUAUGCCUUUGUCCUUGGAAGCCAGAAGAGGCACCAGAUUCCCCGCAACUGGAGUUACAGAUGGAUGUAAGCCAACACGUUGGGGGCUGGAAGCCAAAACUGGGUCUCACUGCAUAGCUCUGGCUGGCCUGGAAUUCACUAUACAGACCAGGCUAGCCUCGAACUCCCCCUGCCUGCCUCUUUAGUAGUAAAAGAAUCUUUACUCUCUUUGAGAACUGUCUAAGGACACCCAUUGUAGUUGGCUGAGUGGCAGUCACAUAGAAAAGCUAUGGAUCACUUGGUCUUUAAAAAAACAAAAACUUCUAGAAUUGAGUAUUUUGCCUGCAUGCAUGUGCACCUGGUUCCUUUGAAAGGCAGAAGAGUACACAACUUUUCCUGGAACUGGAGUUACAAACGGCCGUGAGCCUCCACAUGGGUACUGGAAAUAAAACCUGACUCCGCUGCAAGAGCAACAAGUGCUCCUACCCACUGCGGGUCUCUACAGCCCUACUUGGGUUUUUAAGUCAUAUAAAUUCACUCAAGAAAAACUUUUAAAAAUCACCUUAUUAACUUCUUAGAAUUUAUAAACUUCUGUAUUAGUCUUGGAAAAUGCAGCAGGCAAUAGGAGUAACAGAGAACUUGGCAUCAAUCCUUAAUUCAAGCACCAAAUUUUAAGGUUUUAUUGUUUGGGUGUCGUUUUUUUUUCCCCCCGGUUUUUCAAGACAGGGUUUCUCUGUGGUUUUGGAGCCUGUCCUGGAACUAGCUCUUGUAGACCAGGCUGGUCUCGAACUCAGAGAUCCACCUGCCUCUGCCUCCCAAGUGCUGGGAUUAAAGGCGUGCGCCACCACCGCCCAGCUUGUUUGGGUGUCAUUAUAUAGACUAGGUUGGCUUCACACUGGCAGUGAUGCUCCUGCCUCUGCCUCAAGAGUGAUGGGAUUAAGGUGUGUACUACCAUGCUCAGUUCAGUUAUGGUUUCUAACUCAAUUAACAGCACUGUUUUUGUGUUUUUAAGACAGGUCUCAUAUGCAGUCCUAGUUGACCUUAAACAUCUCUCUCAGGACAACCUCCAAGUCCUGAUCCUCCUGUCUCAACUUCAAGGGUUACAGGGAUGCACCACCACAUACCCAACUAAAACCUUUACUUAAUAUGGUUCCAGGGCUGGAGAGAUGGCUCAGCAGUUAGAGCACUGCCUGCUCUUUUCCAGAUAUUCUGAGUUCAAUUCCCAGCAAUCUCAUGGUGACUCACAACUAUCUAUGAGAUCUGGUGCCCUCUUCUGGCCUGCAGGCAUACAUGCGAGAGAACACUAUAUACAUAAUAAAUUUUUAAAACUGUGUUUCCAUUAAGCUAAGAACACGUUCCUCCUUCCUAAAAUCGCCUUGCUGAGUUCCCCAAAUGUAAAGUUCCUAGCCCAAUGCUUCCUACUGCUACACUUGGGGAGCAUGUGAAGUUACCCAUUUUAAUUGAUCAUAUGAAAAUCACUAGGUCACUCCAGUGAUGAGAGAUUCUCCAAGACACAGGUUGGGGAUACGGCUCAGUGGAACUCAGUACUUUCCUAGCACACAAGAUCCUAGGUUUGACUGCUGAUACUGAAGGAUGAUUUUUUUUUUAAAGAUUAUAGUGUUCUGCCUGCAUGUAUGCCUGCACAGAAGAGGGCACCAGAUCUCAUUACAUAUGGUUGUAAGCCACCAUGUGGUUGCUGGGAGUAUAACUCAGGACCUCUGGAAGAGCAGCCAGUGCUCUUAACCUGAGUCAUUUCUCCAGCUCCCAAAUAAUUUCUUUACUUAUUAUGUAGUGUUCUGUCUGCAUAUAUGCCUGCAGGCCAGAAGAGGGUGUCAGAUCUCAUUUCAGAUGGUUGUGGACCACCGCCACCAUGUGGUUCUGGGAACUGACUCAGGACCUCCACCCAGAUAGGUCCAUAUAACUGGCAUCAACCAAGUUGUUGGUAUAGCACUGAAGGGUAAAACGGGGACUGGAGAGAUGGGUCAGCUGUUAAGAGCACUGGCUAGCAACUUUGUUUCCCAAACUGGUCAAGUAUGAGCUAAAGCUGGUCUUGAAGACUAUAUUCCCAUCCCUGUAAGGUCAGGAUCACUGACAGGCACACACCAGUCACACGAAUGUGCACUGCCAAGGCUUUGUUAACACUAGGAAAGCACUCUGCCAACUGAGCCACAACCAUCUCACAUAGCCUCAAACACUCAUCAUCUUGCCAGCGAUUACGUCUGUACAGUUUGUAGGAUUCGGCUAGGUGACAGUUAUGUGCA